UGAUGAGAGUUCAGACAGGAGAAGAGGGCAGGAAGUGAAGAUGUAUGUGAGUUACCUUUUGGAUAAGGAGAGCGGGAUGUACCCCAACGCCGUGCGACACCCGAGCCUCAACCUCAACCCUCAGAACUUCGUCCCUGCCACGCCUCAGUACACGGAUUUUACCGGAUAUCAUCAUCAUCAUCAUCAUCAUCAUCACGUCCCCGGCUUCAAUGACGCUAACCAGACCGGCUCGGCUUAUCCUCCUCCUCCCGCUCCUCCCGUCCCCGCUCCCACCCGGGACGACUGGACCCCUUACGCCCCCUCGGCCGCAUCGAACCCGUCCUCCAACCUUGGCCAGAUCGGGUUCGGGCCGCCCGACAUCCCUCCGUCCAACCUGCAGCCUUCGGCCCUUCUUCAUCCCUCCAUCGGCUCGUCGUCCUCGGGCGCUCCGCUCUCUCCCGGCGAACAGCGCAGGAACCCGUACGAGUGGAUGCGCAGGAGCGCUGCGCCACCUGCCACCCCGGGAGGAAAGACAAGGACGAAGGAUAAAUACCGCGUGGUUUAUACGGAUCAUCAGCGCCUGGAGCUGGAGAAGGAAUUCCACUACAGCCGCUACAUCACUAUCAGGAGGAAGGCAGAGCUUGCCACAGCCCUCAGCCUAUCAGAGAGACAGGUGAAGAUCUGGUUUCAGAACCGACGAGCCAAAGAGAGAAAAAUAAACAAGAAAAAGCUGCAGCAGCCGCAGGCCUCCACCACCACCCCGACUCCGCCCAGCUCCAACAUCAGCAGCAGCAGCAGUGCAGGCCUGGUCUCCUCCUCCAUGCCCAUGAGCAUUAAAGAGGAGUACUGAGGAUGGACACGCAGCAGCACACACACCUCCACCUUCUACACACACACACACACAACACACACCACCCUUUA
This is a messenger RNA of Hemibagrus wyckioides, 900 nucleotides long. It is a transcript of the gene cdx1b, whose product is annotated as caudal type homeobox 1 b. Gene Ontology annotation, molecular function: RNA polymerase II transcription regulatory region sequence-specific DNA binding; DNA-binding transcription factor activity, RNA polymerase II-specific. Lineage: Eukaryota; Metazoa; Chordata; Actinopteri; Siluriformes; Bagridae. The record is from RefSeq and is a predicted model, not a curated record. Gene Ontology annotation, biological process: anterior/posterior axis specification; cell differentiation; embryo development. Gene Ontology annotation, cellular component: nucleus. Bases 41 to 829 code for a protein of 262 amino acids. The transcript is spliced from 3 exons.